AUGGAAGGGUCCAUCAGACUCCUGGCCUGCUUGUCGUGUGUCAUCCCAACGGAAUCAUUUGUAAGAACUAAAAGAGACACUGCUGGGGAUUUGCUCAACACCGAGGUGCACAGUGCGCCGGCGCAGCGCUGGUCCAUGCAGGUGCCGGCCGAGCUCCUCAGCUACCCCGCGCACACUAAGAGCAGACGGCGGCGCCCGUUGCUCCGGUGGGGACGCGGAGGCACGGCGCGGGAGGGCGAAGCGCUGGUCCAAGGCCACGCCUGGACUGGGAGCCGGGCAGCCCGGUGUCCGGCCUCUCCCCCUCGGAGCCUCUCCGCUCAGCCUCGAGGGAGCCCGCUGCUCACGCCGCGCCGCGCCUCGGCCUCGGCCGGUGACCUGCGGCCUCCUCCUGUCCCCGCAGCCGCGCCGCGGAUCGUGAACGUCUCGGUGCUGCCCGGCCCCGCGCACGGCCUCCGCGCGCUCUGCACCGCCGAAGGGGAGCCGCAGCCCGUCCUUGCUUGGUCGGGCCCUGCCCUGGGCAACAGCUCGGUCCCGGCGCCGGGCCAAGGUCAUGGCUACCAGGUGACCGCAGAGCUGUCCGCGCUGACCCACGACGGCCGCUACACGUGCACCGCGGCCAACAGCCUGGGCCGGGCGGAGGCCAGCGUGUACCUGUUCCGCCUCCGGGGCGCCACCGGGGCCUGGGCGACGGCGCUGCUUCUCGGCGCGCUGGGCCUCAAGGCGCUGCUGCUGCUGGGCCUUCUGGUCUCUCGAGCCACACGCCGACACCCAGAACACUCGGUUACCCAGGACACCCCAUCCCGGCCCCAGGCUCAGGAGUCCAGUUAUGAAAACUUGAGUCAGAUGAACCCCCGAAGCCCAACAGCUGCCAUAUAUUCCCCUCGGCCAUCAACAUCCAUUUGUGGACCGUAAGAAGUGAAGGCUGGCACCAGAUGUGGCUGGUAUGCCCCCCCCAGGCCCUUUGGCAGCUCCCAGCUGAGCAAGCCACAAGAGGGACAAGACUGCUCCCAGGAAUUCAUCUGGCCUCCAACUUGAAUAUGCGUCUCAAAUCCCAUAAUACUGAUUCCAGUAUGGUCAACAUUCUGAAAAUAUGUGUGCACCUAUAAGCCUCAGCAUGAAACGUCUAGAAAAACUCCCCUCUACCUUCAUUACUUUGAACCCCAUAGUAAAGCAGACAGGAAAUUAGUCAUAAGGGGUAGAAGUCCAGACUUUGUCCUGGUUUGUCCCCAACUUACCGUGCAGAUGAGGUAAUUUCCUAUACCCCUCUAAGAUUCAGUUCUUCCACUGUUGAACAUUAACAGUAAUCCUCCCCUCUGGCCGCUAUGUCCAUUUGGGUCUGUAAAAUGGUAGAGCUGAGUAUGAGGCUGAGAUCUGGGCCUUUGGCUCUUCAGAGUUUGUGGGUUACUAUGGCACCCGCGUGAGCUUUGUGGAGAACAGUGUUGCAGAGUUAAGACUGGAGCUGGGCCUGGGCAAACUAUGAUCAGAGGAACAUCAAAUAUAGGAGCUGAGUAGCCAGGAGAGGCUUUGGAGCCCCUGCUUUCUGUGAUUUCCCUUGUGGCCAUCCCACAGCCGUAAUACCUACCUGUGUGAUACCUUGUCAGCUGCUCUGCAUUGCCAUGAGCGGCGCUCUCCAGGAAAAGGCAACUGAAAACAUGCUGUCUCAGAACAUCUAGAGACCAUGUCUCAAGGGCUGAAGGCUGGUAGAACUGAGGGGAGAUCUGUGUUUUGGUAAAUAAAGCAGCUUUGACUCUGACUUCUAUUUACAGCCCACACCCACCCAGGAAGUGCAAAGUCCAGAAGCACUGGCAAUUUUGUUAUAUUCCUGAAGCCAGCCAAGCUAACUUGGAAGGGUGCUAUAUUCCUUCUCCACACUAAUGAGUAUAACUUUUGGUUCUCUUAAGAGACAGGGAGAAGUAUGCUUAGGGCCAGGUAGAGGCCCCAGGGUAGAGGACUAAAGGCAUGCUACUUAUUUGGGGAGAUACUCAGAAGGUUGAGGGCAGUGGUUUCCAGGCUCCCCGCUGUAACAGGCCAUCAGUGCAGGUGGGUGCAGCUCAUGGUUGUCUUGGGAUACACCCAGAAGCUUGUCCACCUAGGCAUUAUCUGAGCUGUUCAGAGGGCACAGGAGUUGGCAUGCAUACCUCCUUGUAGAGGGAUACCCAUAGGCCCUUCCAAGCAAUACUUUAUCACCAAGCACAAAGUUAGAGACCCGAGAGUGGUGUGGUCGAACAUCUGCUUAGCCUCCUUAAAACUAGUUUCAUAGCCAGGAAAAAUGGUGAUAGGAAUUAUGAUUGUUCAUAUAUCUGCUUUGUGAUUGACAGAAAUGUUUGAAGUUAUCUGUAUCAGUCAAGGUGGACUAGAUUGCACUGUAAUAACAAAUCCCAA
Molecule: messenger RNA, 2382 nt
Organism: Dipodomys ordii (Ord's kangaroo rat)
Lineage: Eukaryota; Metazoa; Chordata; Mammalia; Rodentia; Heteromyidae
Gene: Siglec15
Product: sialic acid binding Ig-like lectin 15
Exons: 6
Coding region: 1-912 (303 amino acids)
Biological process (GO): regulation of bone resorption; regulation of osteoclast development; regulation of actin cytoskeleton organization
Cellular component (GO): plasma membrane
Source: RefSeq, a predicted model, not a curated record